This is a messenger RNA of Glarea lozoyensis ATCC 20868, 2082 nucleotides long. Its product is annotated as PEP carboxykinase-like protein. The transcript is spliced from 6 exons. Gene Ontology annotation, biological process: gluconeogenesis. The coding region runs from base 1 to 2082 and encodes 693 amino acids. The record is from RefSeq and is a predicted model, not a curated record. NCBI's taxonomy places the organism in Eukaryota, Fungi, Ascomycota, Leotiomycetes, Helotiales, Helotiaceae. Gene Ontology annotation, molecular function: ATP binding; phosphoenolpyruvate carboxykinase (ATP) activity. Gene Ontology annotation, cellular component: cytosol.
AUGGCACGAGCCAUUAUUCGACUUACAAAGGAACGUAAUCGCUGCUUAACACAGCUGGCACUUCCGAGAUUGCCCGGUCCCGAAUUAUUAUCGACUAAUUUGUUUCCUAAUUCGCACUCAGUCCGCGCUAGUAGCUCUUCCUCCUCCACAUUGGCUCCCGUAUAUUCACUACCAUCCACUAGACCAUCACCUCUUCACUCCCGAAAACGCUCCGCUCGACACACUCAGUCCCGCAUCUUCAACCGGACUAUCAGCUACGUCGCCAUGAGUUCGUCUACAAAUAAUACAGCAGACCCCGUCGAGAGGACGACUUCUCCUUAUCCAGAUCCUCGUCAACUCGGUCCCAAGUCCCAAAUUCUUGCAACCCGCACCUCCAACUAUCACUCCACCUCGCUCAGAAACAUGGUUACCGCAAACACAGUCAACAAGACCGCCCUCCACCCGGGGGGAGUCCAACCGGUCAAGGAGCACACUGAGCUUGAGGAAGAACUUCACGAAAAGGCACACAUCGACUAUGAUCGUGUUGCUAUUGUUCCCAAUCCAAGUGUCGCUGCUCUCUACGAAGAUGCUCUUGUUUACGAAACCGGUUCCGCCAUCACCUCUACUGGUGCUCUCACUGCGUACUCGGGUGCAAAGACUGGACGAUCACCUCUAGACAAGCGUAUUGUGAAGGAGCCUGGAUCAGAAAACGAGAUCUGGUGGGGACCUGUCAACAAGCCUAUGACCCCAGAUGUCUGGAGAAUCAACAGAGAACGUGCCAUCGACUACUUAAACACAAGAAAUCGCAUUUACGUCGUCGACGGUUUUGCUGGAUGGGAUGAAAAAUACCGCAUCAAGGUCCGAGUCGUCUGCGCUCGUGCCUAUCAUGCUCUCUUCAUGCGAAAUAUGCUUAUCCGACCUGAUCGUAAAGAUCUCGAACAUUUCCACCCAGAUUACACCAUCUACAAUGCCGGUUCUUUCCCAGCCAACAGAUAUACUGAGGGUAUGACUUCUGGAACCUCUGUUGCCAUCAACUUUGCAGACAAGGAGAUGGUUAUCCUAGGAACCGAGUAUGCCGGCGAGAUGAAAAAGGGUGUCUUUACGGUGCUCUUCUACGAAAUGCCAGUAAAACACAACGUUCUCACUCUUCACUCGUCCGCGAACGAAGGCAAGAAUGGGGAUGUUACAGUUUUCUUUGGUCUUUCCGGUACUGGCAAGACUACCCUGUCUGCUGAUCCAAACCGUGCCUUGAUUGGUGAUGACGAGCACUGCUGGAGUGACCGUGGUAUUUUCAACAUCGAGGGUGGAUGCUACGCAAAGACCGUAGGACUCUCCGCUGAGAAGGAGCCAGAUAUCUUCAACGCCAUCAAGUUUGGAUCCGUCCUGGAGAACGUCGUCUUCAGCCCAGAGACCCGUCUUGUUGACUAUGAAGAUACUACCCUUACCGAAAACACCCGAUGUGCUUAUCCUAUUGAGUAUAUUCAUAACGCCAAGAUUCCUUGUCUGUCAGAAAACCACCCAAGCAACAUCAUUCUCCUCACCUGCGAUGCUCGUGGUGUCCUCCCACCAAUUUCCAAGUUGGAUUCGGCCCAGACCAUGUUCCAUUUCAUCUCAGGUUAUACUUCAAAGAUGGCAGGUACCGAGGAUGGUGUUACUGAGCCACAAGCGACCUUUUCAUCCUGCUUCGCGCAGCCUUUCCUGGCUUUACAUCCUAUGCGUUAUGCUAAGAUGUUGGCUGACAAGAUUGAGCACCACCAGGCUAAUGCUUGGUUGUUGAACACCGGAUGGGUUGGCGCUGGUGCGACCACCGGUGGUAAACGUUGCCCAUUGAAAUACACUCGUGCCAUCCUUGACUCCAUCCAUUCUGGAGAGCUCGCAAAGGUCGAGUAUGAGAAUUACGAGACCUUCAACCUCGCUGUACCAAAGAGUUGCAGUGGAGUGCCUUCAGAAUUGUUGAACCCCAGAAACGCAUGGUCCCAGGGCCACGACAGUUUCAAGGAGGAAGUCACCAAGCUCGGUGGUCUUUUCGCAGAGAACUUCAAGAAGUACUCAUCAGAAGCUACGGAAGAAGUCAUCAAGGCGGGGCCAGAUGUCAAAGUCUAA